Molecule: messenger RNA, 1120 nt
Organism: Gregarina niphandrodes
Lineage: Eukaryota; Apicomplexa; Conoidasida; Eugregarinorida; Gregarinidae
Exons: 1
Source: RefSeq, a predicted model, not a curated record
AUGAGGAGCCUGAAUGUUGCACUGCUCAUCUUACUCGGCGUGGCAAGUGCCUCUGGGAACGAAGGGCCUGGAAGCUUCAGUGUCCCGCUACAUGGUUCCCAGUAUUCCGCGUUUGAGAAGCCCGACCCUGACCGGGAUUUCGGCAACCUCGCUCUUGAAAUCUUGCCGACAGAUCCUGACCAUAAAGAUAUUCCACGCGAAGACCCUGUUGACCCCAACUUCGACCCCGACUCAGAUGAUCAAAGCGCUGUGGUCAAAGAUAUAGUAGGUGUCAAGGGAGAGGACGGAGAGGAGGAUGGCGAGUUCAAACUAGAGGAGACGGAUGGCGAAGAAACUCGAUCCCAGACAUCGUCGGGCUCCUUUCUUGGCAUCUUGAACCCCAUGGAAGCAAAAUCUGCCCUGACCGAUUUCUGGAGCGAGAUUCAAGGUCAAACACGUGAGUUUACUCGGAACAUAACACCGUCUAUGCAAACAUUUGCAAGGAGGAUGCAAGCGGCUGGAUUCCCGGCUCCACUGGUGCACGGCUUCCGGGAAAUUGAACUCCCGACCGGCUCUUUACUCCCACCCUUCGUUCCGGACAUUCCUAUCGCUGGUCCACUCAACCCCGCCACUUGGUCACAGGAGCAGAUCAACGCCAUACUGAAUCCCCAGCUGCUGAACUUAAUGAACCCCAACACAGCUGCCAACACAGUCACCGAAAUCCCAGGCCUUGGACGUUUCUCCAUCGCCAUCCCGCCUGUCAACGUCGAGUUCCCCUGGGCCGGAGCGGUAGCUAGUGGUACUACGAAUCUGGCAACCUCCGCUGUUAGUUUGCUGCCACAGUCCUUUCCAAGCUUCAUCAAGUACGAACGAAUCCCGGGAGACGCUCCAAGCCAUAUGAACAUUCCUGAGUUGGGCCUACUCAAUCCAGCCAAUGCCUACGAGAACAAACGUCAGCUUUCCGUUGCUGGAGACAUCCUCCAGAACUCAUUUGAUCGUUUGAAUGGCAUCGUCACUGGGAGCGCUGCCAGUGGAAUGCGGCCACUAUUUGCCCCUGUUUCUGCCGCACCUGCUUCUGCCGCACCUGCUUCUGCCGCACCUGCUUCUGCCGCACCUGCUUCUGCCGCACCUGCUUCUACCG